Messenger RNA from Eruca vesicaria subsp. sativa (arugula), 876 nucleotides. The record is from the annotation of a GenBank genome assembly. Lineage: Eukaryota; Viridiplantae; Streptophyta; Magnoliopsida; Brassicales; Brassicaceae.
AUGCCAGUUGGAAACGGCGGCGCGUGGACCACAUACGCGGGAUCUGCAGUGAGUUGCGAUGGCUCGUGGGAUUUACGUGGGAAACUUCAAACCACGCGUGUAUACACGUGGUGGUGGAUUUCUCGCUGGGCUUCAUGCUCCAGACUCGUCUCGACCAAAUCUGGCGCCACCGAGGAGCUUCUCUGCCUCGUCCCCUGCGCUAAAGCCAGAGGAACCUUCCUCGCCUCUGUCACCUUCGUUCCCAAGAAUCCCCUCGCUGGAGUUUGCGAUAUGAACGUGCAUUUGCCGCUGGAGAGGGAGCUGUGUCCGUUUGAUCUCGCUCCGGUGACUUCCACGGCGAUUCAAAUUGUGUUUGGGGAUACGAUCGCCGUUGCGUUGAUGGCGGCGAGGAAUCUGACCAAGGAGGAGUAUGGAGCUAAUCAUCCUGCGGGAAGGAUUGGGAAGAGUUUGUAUUUCAGGUUUGGUCUUCUCAAAGUUAAGGAUGUUAUGAAGAAGAAAGAUGAGCUUCCGGUUAGUAAAGAAGGAGACUUCAUUAUGGAUCAGUUGGUGGAGCUGACUAGCAAAGGGUGUGGGUGUUUGCUUGUGGUUGAUGAAUGUCAUCGUUUGAUUGGUACGUUUACAGAUGGUGAUCUUCGUCGGACACUUAAAGCAAGUGGGGAAGAUAUCUUCAAACUCAGUGUUGGAGAAAUGUGCAACGUACAGGUGAGGGAAAUUUGUUGUUUGCCUAAUGAUUUGGUGGGAGCUGUUAGGCAAUCAGGUGAAACAAGUGCUUCGUUUGUGACCUCUGGAGGAACAAGAGCAGUUGUAAGGGCUAGUAGAGCUGCUGCGUUGCUAAAAUAUAAGUGGAAAGAUGCAGUUUUGGAUUUGCUAGCUUAA